Messenger RNA from Sitodiplosis mosellana (orange wheat blossom midge), 1642 nucleotides. RefSeq lists its product as uncharacterized. The record is from RefSeq and is a predicted model, not a curated record. The transcript has 2 exons. Bases 779 to 1543 code for a protein of 254 amino acids. NCBI's taxonomy places the organism in Eukaryota, Metazoa, Arthropoda, Insecta, Diptera, Cecidomyiidae.
GAGCUAAGGCAAAGACUAAACUGUUGACUUGAUCAUUGGAAUUUAUACAAUCUUAUACUAUUGCUCAUGGAGAAUAAUCAUGGAUUAUUAUCAUAUUAAUACGACAUUCAAAUUUCUAUCUUUAUUCAUACGUAUAUAUUCUGUGCAUUGAUGUGGUAAGCAAAUAUAUAUAUUUUCAACAAUGCGCAGGAAGAUGACAAUCAUCACAUAAUUCCGCUAAUGAGCACGCAGAAAAUGUAUACAAAAGCAUGAAUGUAUAAAUAAAGCCAAAAAUUGAUAGAAGCACUCAGUUCAAUACCCAGUUCAAAAUAAACAUUUUUCUUUCAACAAAAGAAUGAACGAAAAUGAAGCGUAUGAAAUUUUUCAGAACAGACCGCUUGUUUUUUUUUAUUCAUUUAUUCGUAACAUUGUAACAUGUAAAACAAUUUUUAGUCAAAAUUGUUGACGUAAGAUUUAUCAGUCGAUUCAUGUAUUAUAAUUAAAGCAUGUUCUGUCUCUUGGUCAGAAAUUAUUCCAUAUCAUGCAAACUACGUAGUUAACGUUCAAUUAACUCGAUUUCAAAUGACUUGCAACAAUGGACAACUGUAGUGCACUUGUUUGGUUGAAAAGCUAAUUAUUUGAUAACGACUAUGUGAUAGUUCGAUAAAAAGAAAUGAUAACGCGUUCGAUUUCCUACUUGCUCCAUAUAAAUGGAUGUACUUAUCAUAUGGCAAUUUAAGUUCUCCUUUCAAAGUCAAAGUGAUAACAAUUCAACGCUUUCAAAUCGGGCAAAUUAAUCAUGAGUUUCACUGGAAAAGUCGUAAUUGUAACAGGUGCAAGUAGUGGAAUUGGAGCUGAUGCAGCUCGACAUUUGGCAAAAUUGGGUGCAAAAGUGUCGAUUGUUGGUCGAAAUGAGAAGCGCCUAAAUCAAGUGGCUGAACAAAUUAAAAGUGCCGGUUCGCCAGCUCCGCUAGCAAUUGUGGCCGAUGUGACCAAAGACGCCCAACGAAUUGUUGACAAAACAAUCAAGCACUUUGGCAAAUUAGAUGUGCUUUUGAACAAUGCGGGCAUUGUGAUUCAAGACAAUGUCACCGAAAUCAAUUUGUCAGAAUUUGAUCGGAUUUUCGAUACAAAUGUCAGAAGUGUUAUCACUUUGACCAAACUAUCCGUUCCAUACCUUGAGAAAACGAAGGGAAAUAUUGUGAAUGUAUCGUCCGUUGCUGGCUUGAAAGCAAUUCCAAAUAUCAUGACAUAUUGCAUGAGCAAAGCCGCAUUGGACCAAUUUACCAAAUGUUCAGCGUUGGAUUUGGCACCAAAAGGUAUAAGAGUGAAUUCAAUAAAUCCUGCAGCCGUUAGGACUCCAAUAUUCGAAACGUUUGGAGUAAACGAAGAACAAGCCGAAAAAAUGCUGGAAGAGUACAAAAAACGAUAUCCUCUCGGUCGGGUGGGUGAAGUUCAUGACACGAGUGCUGCUAUUGCUUACUUGGCGGAUGAUGAAGUAUCAUCAUUUCUUACAGGAAUUUUGCUUCCGGUUGAUGGUGGUUCGAUCGUAGCUGGAGUAUGAAUUUGAACUAAAGAUUCAACAGAUUAUGACAACAAUUCCUUUUGCAUUCAUUAAAAAUCAAACAAAACAAAUCGAGUAAAUGUGUUUAUUUUUUUCAUU